UUAACAACAAGAGAGAGGCAUGGAGAAGUUAAAGUUGACGUUAAAUAUACGGGGUUUGUCGGGAGAGUUUAAAUUAUUCGUGUUCGGUCUCUCUCCCGUGUGUAGUCCUGUUCACCGUUGUUAUUUACCUACUUUUUUGGUCUCGUGCCUUGUUUUAGCUUUGUUCUUUUAUGUAGUUCGCUCAGUUAGCCAUCAUGCUAAUCAGACAAGUUUCGCCCACAUUUCUAAAGCAGACAUGUUCUGCGAAAAUGAUAUUUAUUGCCCAUAAUAUAGGCGUUUUACAUCUGUGUAAAUGUGCCAGUACUUUAUCGGAGUGAGCAGUAAAGCGUAAAAGGCUGCGCGGUUUCUUUACGCCGCUCGGUGUGAACAGAAAAAAAAAAAGCUGUUUAACGAGUUAGCCAACUCUUAGCUCGCUAGCUGUAGCAAGACUUUUACUUUAAUAACGGGUUUCUUCAAGUAUUAUGACACAUCAUUGCUUUCACGCAAUGCUAUUUGUCCUCGAAUAAGAGUUACGUAUGAACACUUAACGCUUGUUCACUUUUUAUUUUUGUGUUUAUUCGCCUUCCAAACUGUCAACCAACUGUACAGAAACUGCGCAUGCGCAGAUCUCUUUGCUAAGCCUUAUACAUAUGUAUUUCAGUAAUUCUGACCUUCUUUUGCUUUGUUUAUGCAGGAAAUUUGGUGAGCUUCCUCAGCCAAAGCGCCUUACCAGAGAGGCGAUGCGUAAUUACUUGAAGGAGAGAGGAGAUCAGACUGUGCUGAUACUACAUGCAAAAGUUGCACAGAAAUCUUACGGCAACGAAAAGAGGUUCUUCUGCCCGCCGCCGUGUGUGUACCUGAUGGGCUGUGGUUGGAAGAAGAAGAAGGAGCAGAUGGAGAGAGAGGGCUGCUCUGAGCAGGAAGCACAACCCUGCGCCUUUAUCGGCAUCGGAAACAGCGAGCAAGAAAUGCAGCAUCUCAACCUGGAGGGCAAGAACUUCUGCACAGCCAAAACGUUGUACAUAUCCGACUCAGACAAGAGGAAGCACUUCAUGCUGUCAGUGAAGAUGUUCUACGGGAACAGCGCAGAAAUUGGUGUCUUCCUCAGCAAACGCAUCAAAGUCAUCUCCAAACCUUCCAAGAAGAAACAGUCUCUGAAGAACGCAGACCUGUGUAUAGCAUCGGGCACUAAAGUGGCUCUGUUUAAUCGGUUACGCUCUCAGACAGUCAGCACUCGAUACCUUCAUGUUGAGGGAGGAAACUUCCACGCUAGCUCUCAGCAGUGGGGGGCCUUUUACAUCCACCUGUUGGAUGACGAGGAGUCAGAGGGUGAGGAGUUCACAGUGAGAGACGGAUACAUCCACUACGGUCAGACCGUUAAACUGGUGUGUUCCGUCACAGGCAUGGCUUUACCACGUCUGGUCAUCCGUAAGGUGGAUAAGCAGACUGCACUUAUGGAUGCAGAUGAUCCUGUAUCUCAGCUUCACAAGUGUGCAUUUUACCUGAAGGACACGGAGCGGAUGUACCUGUGUCUCUCUCAGGAACGCAUCAUCCAGUUCCAGGCAACACCGUGCCCCAAAGAAAUGAACAAAGAGAUGAUUAACGAUGGCGCAUCGUGGACGAUCAUCAGCACGGAUAAAGCCGAGUACACAUUCUACGAGGGCAUGGGCCCUGUCACACACCCUGUCACACCUGUACCUGUGGUUGAGAGUUUACAGCUAAACGGAGGGGGUGAUGUGGCCAUGCUGGAGCUGACUGGACAAAAUUUUACUCCAAAUCUCCGAGUGUGGUUUGGUGAUGUGGAGGCGGACACCAUGUACAGGUGCGGCGAGAGCGUUCUCUGCGUGGUUCCUGAUAUCUCAGCGUUCCGUGAGGGAUGGCGCUGGGUCCGGCAGCCCGUCCAGGUUCCUGUAACUCUGGUGCGCAACGAUGGCAUCAUCUACUCCACGGCACUGACAUUCACCUACACGCCUGAGCCAGGGCCACGGCCACACUGCAGUGCCGCAGGGGCCAUUCUGCGCUCAGCCUCCGUCUCUUCACCCUCCUCCUCCUCCUCUUUGUCGUCUUCAUCAUCAUCUUCAUCGAGCCUUAUGCUGCAGUGAAGGAUCGACAGUCAGGUUGGAUUCCCAACAUCCAGCGCGGUUUCUUCAUCGUCCUCUUUCUCCUCGGCCAUGUCCGUGUCCUAACGUGUGCGCGCGCGUGCUUGCUCACGCGCGUGUGUGUGGUGCUGAAGGGCAAAAUAAAACGCCACCUUUCAGAUUCUCCACUAAAGGACACCGAUGUUGGAGAAUGGAUGAGACUCUGAGAGAGGAAUUGAACUCAAGACCAGCUCUUUUCUCCUUGUUCUUUUCCUUUUUUUUUUUUCUUUCAUGGAAAUAAAAUGAAACUAAUCAUAGUUUUGCCAAACCGUAAAAACAGAGGUGAAGAAAACUCUUCGUGUCCUCUGUCAGAAGGGCUCAACAUGGAAGAAGAAAAAGUUAUCGUGUAGUAAUAUAGUUUUCAAGGACCAAGUAUUAAUUAUUAUUAUUAUUAUUAUUAUUAUUGUUAUUAUUGUUUUUUUUAAUGAUGUAUAAUUUUAUAAGCUUUAGCGAAGGUACAUUUUUCACCUUUUUUUUCCUCAGUUUUGUAACAUUUAGUAACCUUUUGUUACCAAAUAGUUUUUGUAUAUUUCUCAUGAGCAUUUGUGCUCAGAAGUUUAAAAAAGGAAGAGAAAAAAAAAAGAGAGGUUCACACGGUUUUAAUCACCUGAGCUCUUUGUCAUAGCUGCCUUUUAAUCCUCUUUGGCAACUGCCUUAACUUUUCUGGACUUGUACCAGCAUUUUUACAUUUUUUUUUCCCUUUUUGUAAUACCGUUUUUACAUCGUGUAUAUUUGUCCGGUUUUUUGUUUCCUAAACUGAAGAGUGUGUGUGUGUGUGUGUGUGUGUGUGUGAGACAGAGAGUGUGUGUCAUUUGGGAGAAGGUGGCUUUACUCAUGUUUGUUUUGUUUUACUCAGAAGCUUUAACUGACUCCUCCUCCUAUUUAAUGAUCGUCUGAGCUAUUACAAAGUGUCCCGGUCGUUACUGGUGUGUGUGUGGGGGGGGGGAAAUCACCUUUCCACACAUUACAGCUUGAGUAAUGCACUUAGACCUCUUGAUCUCGAGCACAACGUCACAGAGAUCAUUGCUUCAGUGGCUUUCACUAGCAGUCCAGGUCAUCACCACGAUGCUUUUAGUAAACCUGAAUCUGAUUCAGUUUUCAAAAGAAGUUAACGAUUUGAUUAAAACUGCCAUGAUGCAGUCUGGGGGAUUUUGCUCUCAUAGGUUGAACAACACGGUGGGAUGGAAGCUUAGAACUCAUUAACGCAAAGCAAGUCGAGUCCAGGCUGUGGGAACCGCAAAAUAGGUUUGUUCCAUAACGCACGAGGUCCAGUACAGGUUUUGGAUUUAUCAAAGAGUUUAGUUUCAAAACUCAAAGGUGAAACAGUCACAGUUCAGAUUGUUCUAUAAAACAGAUUUGAUUCAGAACUCAGUAACGUAAAAUCCGAUAAAAAGGAAAACCUGCUGGAGUCCAGUCUCAAAACUCGUAAAACGUAUCGAGUCCGGAAGCUGGAACGUGAAACAGAUCGAACCAGGUCCAAAAUUCAGACUGGGAAAUGUUUUGAGUUUAAAACUCAGGACUUGGUCCAAACGCGAAACAGUUUUGAGCUCAGAACUUGGGAAAUGGCAAACAGGCUGAGUUCAGAACUCAGGAAAAUGUAUGUUUGGGCCAGAGCUAGGAAUGAGGGUGAAAAACAGCUUGCAAAAUCUGAAACAACACAAAGUCCAUGUGCCACAUUUCCAGUUCAUAACUCCUAGAAUCCAGCGUUUUAAUCUUUAAAGCAGUCGUUUUUAGCAUAACCGGAGCAAAACGAAUCAAAACCGCAUGUUUCUGAAUGAAGCAUGAAAUAUUUUAGAGCUUUGAAAUUUGAGAGGAAAAAAGACGAGAAUUUCCAAUGAGGGCAUCGUGUCAUCUUUCAUUUUGUACACAGCUGCAGAAUUUAUCCAGCCUUGAAGUCGAGUCGAGUCGAAUCUCUGCCUUUAUGAACAGGUUCAUGUUGAACACGGCGGCAAACCGAGGUGUACAGACUCGCUUCAAAUGGAGUGUUAAUGUGCCUUCUGCUCUGCUUUUCUCCUUGUUUGUUUGUACUUCUUUUUGUUUGUCUGUGUUCACUUCAGAUACCUGCAUUGCUUUUUGUAAGGAAGGGCGUGUUCUUGGUUUUUGUUUUCAGGCCCAUUAGAUUUGGUGUGUUUGGUCAUGUGUAGGAACGUAGCACCCUGUUACUGAGGGAUCUUCAUCACCUAUAAGCUGAAAAAAUUGCAUCCGGAAUCUCUGCACUUUGACUUUUUUUUUUUUGGUGCUCAUCCUGUUUAUUUUUUUCCCCUCCGUCAUGAAAGAUAAUUUUUGUGGCAGCUGAACUGAACCCUUUGUGCCUAUGAGAAAUCUCCCCCAUCUCAUCACCACUCUCAAACUCGUGUCAAACCCAGAGGUCAACGUUUUUGAAGGUCACAAACUUUUAAGUGUUGUUUUCUCCAGUUGCUUUAUUCAGCUGUGCUCCAGUCGUGUUCUUGACACACCCUUGUCCCCUGGGCCCUUCUCUAGAUGGGCUCCUGGGGAAUUAGUCACAAGGAUGGUGACAUGGUUCUGGAUUUUUUUUUUUCUCCAUUUAACUUUUUCUUUGAGCAGCUGGCUAUGAUGGAUAGAUUUAUAGAUGACGCUAGAUGAAAUUUAUAGAUAUAAAGUGUAAACAGGCAGCAAAACUUUUCAAAACUAACUUUUUUUUUUUUUAACCUCCAACUCCUACCACUAUCGGUUUGGCUCAUUCGUUUAACAAGGGUGUGUUUUAAACCGAAACUGGAACGCAGUGAUAGUCUUCCAAAGUUAUUCCCUUACAGCCUGUUUAUAAAGGGAAUAACAUGGCAAUCGUCAUCGUUUAGCAACAAGUGUAGAUUUUAGUUUUGCUAAGAAGUAAAGCGAAGUCUUUCCAUCCACAAACAGCUCUUCCGGCAGUCGUUUCAAACGUCGUCAUAAAGCUUCAUUUAAAAAUAAAUAAAUUUCUGACUAUCAGCAACCUUUUCUCCACCUCUAAGCUCAAAUCAUCUCCAGUUACUUAAUCAAAUUUUUAGUAGGCGGAGCCUAAGAGGCAAUUCAAAAUGCAUUCAGGAUGUUAGCCUCUGUAACGAUGCAGCUUCCUGUGAAGUUCCGCUCAUGUUUCUCGAUGCCAGGAAGUUCCACAGCGUCCUAAACCAUAUCAGCACACCAGGCUAAAGAACUGGGUGUGGUCAGAGGCCAGAGCUAGCUAGCUAGUUUUAGCCAUGAACAUGUCUCAUCUGCUCAACUAUGUUUAGAUUAAAGGAGACUGAUGAACUUUUUCAAAGUCAUGCUGAUUUUAUAUUUUUUGUUUUUUUUAUUUCAUGAGAAUUAUUUGUCACUUGUGCCACUGCACUUGCCUUAAUGAUCAAAAAUAAGUGAACCAGUUCUCUGAUGAAACGCCUGUUAACAUCCUUUGCUGAAACCUUUUCACUCAGAUCAGAGCUCACACAUGUCAGACAUCUCGGAUUAGUCUUGAAUGUUGUGUUUGUGUGUGUGCGUGCGCACGUGUGCUGUAUGGCAGGAUUCCAGAUCGUUUGUGUUCUUUGCACUCGGGACAUUUUGAGUGCUAAUGCUCUAAAGGGCCACUGCAGCUGUAGCCUCAUUGAAAUACUGUAAUGGAUGCAAUGCACAUUAUUAUCAGUGUAAAAUCCAGGCUGUGUUCCAUUUCUCAAGCCCAUGCUGCCAUUUGAGGGGAAGCUCUCUUGCUUUAUCUGCUUGAGUGAAGUUCACUAGAUGGCCAUUAGAAGAGGGAUCAGUGGAGUCGAUGUCAGAAGAGCAAUAAAAUACUUUAACAGAU
Messenger RNA from Neoarius graeffei (lesser salmon catfish), 5886 nucleotides. It is a transcript of the gene rbpja, whose product is annotated as recombination signal binding protein for immunoglobulin kappa J region a. Gene Ontology annotation, molecular function: DNA-binding transcription activator activity, RNA polymerase II-specific; RNA polymerase II cis-regulatory region sequence-specific DNA binding. The transcript has 10 exons. The record is from RefSeq and is a predicted model, not a curated record. Bases 630 to 2081 code for a protein of 483 amino acids. NCBI's taxonomy places the organism in Eukaryota, Metazoa, Chordata, Actinopteri, Siluriformes, Ariidae. Gene Ontology annotation, biological process: regulation of transcription by RNA polymerase II; Notch signaling pathway. Gene Ontology annotation, cellular component: nucleus; MAML1-RBP-Jkappa- ICN1 complex.